CACUCACGACUGCUGAUGUAGAUCUAUCAACCAGAACUUUGUUCUUUCAGCUCGUAAUUCCCAAUCUCCAUUCUUCCCCAUCACUUCCCACCGCGCUGCAGCUUGUCUUCUUCGAUUUCCACUUGGCCUCAUUUCUAGCGUUGCGCUAGACCCUGAGUUCAGAAACCUUUCUGCGACAGACUUGAGUCGCGGACAACGUUACGGUACAGCUCCUUUAUAGUGCAAGAACACUCUCAACUUGCUGUCGUCAGCUGUGAAGAAGUGGUCUACAAUGGUUUCGCAUGCUUGCUCCGACCCUUUCCCUCGCUUGCCCGCGGAGAUCAUGCACACUAUACGCGAAUUUCACUCGCCACGCAAACAAGAAUCUUAUCGCCACGAGGAACAUGUGCUGCUCGCUAUCUCCCAAUACUGGUUUCGCAUCGUGAUGGCUGCCAAGUGGCGUCAUCUCGAGGCACCUGUCAAUAGAGUCUUGGCUCACAUUGAGACUUACAAGACCUUUCCAUGGCUUCGAAAGGAGAUUCAAUCACUUGAGGUGGGCGGGGAUUAUCCCAUGUGCAAUUUUGCCAAACACACUUGGGGCUAUUACUUCGAUUACACAAUGUUGGACCCGAGCGUCCGAUUUGUGCCCCCCUUACAAGAGAGGAUUUUCAUGGAUCUACGACGCAUCUUGCGCGUGCCCUUCUACGGCUACCACAGCGGCGACCCCUCACAUCCGGAUGGUCUCAAGGUGGAUAAAGAUCAGUACAAGCUGCAGAUGGCUGCACGACAAUCGGCGGGGAGUCCGCCGUGCAGGUGCGAGAUGUGUCAACGGAUCGACGAGCCUAAUUGGCCUUUUCCAGAGUCGCCGGACUUUUACGACGACGACGCCUUCACGGUCCGGGACCAGUUUUGCAGUGAUCCAGAGGUUUUUUGGGAUUUCAACGGACCGUAUGGGACGGGUCCGAUCCCAGGAAUAAGCUGCUUCAGUGACUAUUGGAAGGCGGUGGAUGUCUUGCUUAGUCUGGUCAGACCUGAGCACCUACGCCUGGUCGACAGAGCGUCACCAGUGCCCAAAUUUCUUGCGAGUGCCAUUGCUUCUAUGGGCUGUGUGAAGCGUCUUGACAUACCGAACACGAUACCGUACUAUUACGUUCCAGCACACUACACGAGGAUCAUCGCCAACAUAGAAGAACUCAACAUCAGUCUAGGUUGGGUGGGUGAGGAAGUGGCCUAUCUGGAUCACUGGGAUGGUUGGCGGGACGAGGAAAAUGACGUAGCGAUUUCGGAUGAUCAGCGCGAGACUAGGGACGAGGAUGGAAACGAUUGCCACGAAGUUCCUUCUGCAAAUGACGAAGAUGCAGAAGAUGAAGACGAGUCUCGCGACGAGCGAGCCGAAUGGGUGCCUGAUUCGCUAGGCUACGUCAAUUCCACUCUAGACGCACAAGGCCGGCACACGUUGAAGCUGGAGACCAGGGACGAGUCGCAACGCUUGAUCGACGAUGCCCCUCCAAACUCCUUGUCAGGUCGUCUGCUUGAGCUAGUCGAGUCCGGCGCACGUCUUCGGCGGCUGACACUGCUUGACCCUGAAACAUGCGUAGCUUUGUUUAGCGCACGCCUUCUCCCCAUUUUCGCCACGCUCGACGCUGUCGACACAUUCAUCACCAAGCCGGGCAGUGCGCGAGAGUUGCCCACCCUAGGUGUACAAGAUCCAGGAGCUCAUCUAGCGUACACGAUACCUUUGAGCAGUCUACGAGUUGCAUUCCUAGCGCUAGCUCAUGACAGCGAUCCACCACGUGCACUUCGAGAGUCAGACGUUCACAAGGUAGCCGACCAACCCGACUUUUGGAUCUUGUCAGAAAACUUGCAUAAGAUGGCAAGUGCAAUAGUCCAAAAGUUCAACGAGCGCGAGAACCUUCGGGGCGCAGGGCAUCCUGACACCGCCACCAAAGGGUAGUCAUCACGUCCCUGUCAUGAAUGACGAGGUUGCAUUAAGAAUCCAUAUGGUCAGCGCCUUCGACUUUCGCUUUCCGCUGUGCGACCACAGCACCGCGGACCUCAUCCACUUCGAUAUGGCGAAAUCGCUACCCAAGGCUGCGUCUUUGACUCCCCGCGACAUAGCGGGACUCAAUAUACACCACAGAUCUCUCGUACAAUUCGCGUGCUCCUGUUUAUCCAAUCACCAAAAACGAAAGCGAUGGAUCAAGAGACUCUCAGGGAUACGCUCAGGGCUGUAUAAAAGUAUAUGUGCUCGCUCUUGCACAGCAAUGCGCCG
Ceraceosorus guamensis is the source of this 2251-nucleotide messenger RNA. RefSeq lists its product as hypothetical. Lineage: Eukaryota; Fungi; Basidiomycota; Exobasidiomycetes; Ceraceosorales; Ceraceosoraceae. Bases 272 to 1933 code for a protein of 553 amino acids. The record is from RefSeq and is a predicted model, not a curated record. The transcript is spliced from 3 exons.